Molecule: messenger RNA, 18805 nt
Organism: Porites evermanni
Lineage: Eukaryota; Metazoa; Cnidaria; Anthozoa; Scleractinia; Poritidae
Source: the annotation of a GenBank genome assembly
AUGAUAUUAAUCUUGAUUUUGAAAAACAAGCUUGUACCUAUUGGUAUGUAUCAGUGACAUGAUAACUAGUGGUUAACCCAAAUGAAAGCAACAAACUUUAAACGUCGACUCUCUGUCUUAUUGCAUUUUUCAGUUUUAGGCUCAAAAAGGGUUGGGGUGGGGGGCGGGGGGAACUUUUAAUCUCCGCCCAUCUCUUACCCCUCUGCUGACUCCACCCCCAGAGAAAAACCUAGAGCUUUGGAGCUCUAGGCCCGGUUGUUCGAAACUCCAUUAGCACUAAUCCAUAAUUAGACAUGCUAAUCAGCGAUUAAAAUUUAAUCCAUGCUUAGAUUGCAUUACUCAACAAAGCCUGAUUAGUGCUAAUGGACUGACUCUAAUCAGUGGCUUAAAUUUAAUACACCUCCCGAGGAAGGUUAAUUCCCUACUUGGUCGAUUAAAUUUGAAACAAAAUGGCUGACAUAUUUUUUCAUCUCUCAAAGAUGCCCAUGAAUUUAUCGAUACAACGAUAGUAUACUCACUUAUAGCGAUCAAGCACUUCGGGCUCACUACAGAUUAAAUGGCAAAGAGUAUAUUCAGUAGCAUUCUUCUUUGCACCAGUAAUGCUGUCGGAAAAUUUAGAUCUCAUGAGGUCCAAUUUUUCCUCAACGUUUUCCCGUCAAUAUGGUUAUUUUUGAGUCUGACCAAUUUGUUAUUUUUUUGUGGCUACCUUGAUCUGCUUUCCUUUUUCUGCAGAUGCCAUAUUGGAAAUCUUAGGGAAAGAUUCAUUAUAGGUUGCUAGUCGUCAAUUAGGGAGACAAUAUAAAUAGUUUUACACUGAGUACGAACCGUUAAUCAGCAAUUAACUAAUUGCAGGUCUAAUUGGGCUUUGCACAAUGCUCUCAAUUCCACUGAUUAGCUAAAUCAGGUGUUAGCAAUAAAAUGUAACCCACUAUUAAGCUUAAUUGUGGAUUAGUUUGAUAACGGGGGUUGUGAACAACUGGGUCUUGGGGUAAGACAAUUUUGGUUUGUAGUUUUUGGGGGUUGCUGGGAUUUCUCAUUGUAGUUAUCCCUGGAAGGCCAGGGAUUGUGGAUUACAGUGGAACCUCAAUGGAACCUUUAUAACAAAACUCUAAUGAAGUCCUUGGUAUAACAAAUGACUCUCUUUGGCCCAGUAAUAGUAAAAUGUAUGAAAAAAAGGAAGAAAACCUUGAUUUAAUGAAACCUCGAUAUAGCAAACAAAUUUUGCCAGUCUCUUGGUCCUUGUUGUAUUUAUGUUCCACGUGUAAAUGUGUGCACUCGGUAUCUGUAAUGACACUUUUGCUAUGUUAGAGCUUGGUCACAUAUUGGAUUUUGUUUUGCAGGCAUUAUAACUUUUGAUCAGAAGCAAAUAACCCUGAAGCUUAUAACUCUGUUCCAGUGCUGUUUUUUUUUUGAGAACCAAUUUUGGUUUGUGGUUGCCCCCACCCCCCACCCCUGUAAGGUUUUCUCAUUUUUUUUUCCUAGAUGAUAAAACAUCAGCACCUGAAGUUUUCUGUAGCUGUUCAUUUAUCCUUUAAGCGCAUUUUUAGACAAGUUUAGUGAUGGUCAGUUACUUUGGUUACAAGAUAUUACGUCAUAAGUGGCAGGUGGUCAAGCCAUUUUUGAGUAAAGUUUGUGGAUAAAAUGAUGAAAAGGAAUCAUUUAUGUGUUUUUUUGUGACGUCACAGACCUCCAGCAGCGCCACCACCCACAAAAUAUACCUCAUACUAUAGAGAAGAUCGAAGGUUUUUUUCCACUGAAGGCAAAAUCGUUUCAAAAUACUGCAACAUAUCAAAAACUCAAGGGGGGGUUCCAUUAACCCACCCCCUUUACCACCGUGGGGGUAUGACGUUGAGUGUACAUCCGAGGGUUAAGAGCACUGGACAAAGGCCAGUCAGAAAAACAUAAAAUGUAUCACAAUGUGCACUGAGAUGUGAAAGCACUAAUCGAAAGUCUUUGCAAAAAAAAUUCAUACACGCCAUCGCAUAGUGUAGUGCCCACAAAUGAAUGCACACUCAUUGGCUACUCCCUGUGAAUGUAAAUAUUUUUGUCAGUUGAUUAUCUUAAUGGCUCAGGGAAUGCUAUUAAGUUACAUGUAGGGAUGUAAUUGAAGAAUUGUCAAGGACUAGGAGGAAUCCAUUAUUAGCUACUUCUUAGACAGGGAUACAUGUACCUUCAAUUCUUGAUUCUGAUUCCAUAUUACCUCAUAAUUGGGCAAAAAAAUUUUCUUGCUUCUGAUUAGACAGCUAAAGAACCCAGCAUGGUUCUUAAUAGAUAAUAAGGAGAAUUUAGAUGCUUCAGGGUUAUAUGCUUCUGCUUUGAUUGGGUUGAUUUUUUUUUGGGGGGGGGGGGUGGGGUGGGGUGGGGGAAGUAGCCUCCCACGCAGAGGUUUUUAGGGGAGCUCGUAUUUCAUCCCUCCCCACAAACGCCUGCUCAACUGAGAACAACAUUCCUUUCCCAAAAGGUUGACCUUGACCACAGGGAAACCCGAUAAUUACUCGAUCUGCAUGAAACACUGGGAAAGCUUUAUGACCUCUAAUAGUAAAUAUUAGACUCAGAGUGGCAAAAGUAAGAUUUAGAUUUUAGAAAACUCUGUGCACAGCAUAACCCUAGCAAAGGCAAGAAAAGAAGGAAAAAGGUAACUCAAAGGUCACGUUUUUACACUACCAUGAGCUUAUGAGUCGUGUUUGUUGGUUGGUCACUUACUACACAAAUAAAACAAUGGGAAAGGAAUGUUGUUCUCGGUUGAGCAGGUGUUUGUGGGGAGGGACGAACUGCGAGCUCCCAUACAAACGCUUGCGUGGGAGGCUAGGGAAGAAGGGAUGUUUUGGCAUUUUUAUUUUGACCCCAUUAUGGAUGAGAUGUACUGGGGAAAUUUUCUCUUCUGAAAAUGAAAUGCCCACAUAUGUGGAGCCCUUGAGAAUUAGAGGUUGAAAAUUUUUAUUGCUUCAGUGCUUUAUAAAGGGGUCUGCUUGUGGUGGAAAGCAAAAGAGAUUUUGUGUUUUAUUGCAACAGGAUUAAAGGCAUCAAAAAGUAAAAUCUCCCCUCACAAGCUGAAAACAGACGAGCAUCGUUCUGCAGGACAUGUGGAACUGUUAUCUAAAGGCCCCUCUUCUGACAUCAAGGCAGGAGGUUCUGUUCAUCAGGAUGGCAAACCUGAGACAUCAACAACGACGAUGACAGCAUCAGCAACAACAACAACAGCCAUUAAAAGCAUUUUGAAAAAGUCAGGUGAAGAAAUCACCAAACAGUCAAACCAUAGAGAUUCACCAAGACCCAAACAAGGUAAAAAUACAAGCAUGGCUGACUCAGUGAGAACUGAACAAAGUAAUACAGAGUCAUUUGAUGAUAUGGAACAGCCUGUAGCAUCUCUCACCGAUGAAGAGAAGCAGAUUAUUGGACUCAUGACGCACCCACCCAGUAUAAGCAGUGACUCUGGAUCAGGUAGAAGUCCAGAAACGAAAAAUUCCCUAGUUGCAGAUUCUACAUGUAGUAGCCCUUCAAGUUCAAACAAUUGUAUUUCUGCUCUUACAAACAAAGAGAACAAAGAUGUUGUUGCCUGCAGUGAAAAGGCUAUGAAUGUGAACUUACAUGUAACUGAUACUUCUAACGAUGUACAAAUAAAAGUCGAGAUUUCCAAGGAUACAACAAAUAAAGCGUUAGUUAAGAAAGAGGAAAUGGAAGUUGAAAUGCAUGUGGAUUCAAGCUGUACUCUUAUGGCAGAAAAACAUGAUGUUGCUAUCUCUGGGGAAAAUGCAAAUGCUAAUACUGAGGAAAAAACUGAUAAAAUACCAAAAAGAAGGAAAUCUGUUCCUCUUAAAACAUCCACAACAACAACAACAACAACAACAACAAAGCCUUCAGCUGUACAAUGUCAAGACAAGACACCCCUAUCAGAUGUAGUCAGUAAGAAAAAGAAAUCAUUGCAUUUAACUUGUGUUACAGAUGGUAGUGUAUCUGCUGGUCCAUCAAAGGAUUCUAAAAAAGUUAAGGAAUCAGCAAUUUUGAAAGGGAGUGAAGUGUGUAACAAACAACAACCUAGUACUGCACUGGAUGAAUUUUUAAAGUCUGCAUCGAAAUCAUUUCAGGAAAUUGAAUGUUCUACCAAAAUGUCUCUGAUUGGUAAAGACACGCCAGUGCUAGAAGUGCCCUAUGUUAUACCAAAAAAGAAAAAGCCAGUUGAUGGCAGUGCUAAAACUUUAAAAAGAAAGAUUUCUAUGAAGGACGAUUCUGUGGAAACUUCACCUGCUGCGAAGAAAAAGGUGAUAUCCGAGGCUGAAAUAAAUUUCUUUGGAUCUAAAAAGGCGCAAAAAGGUAGCAAAGCAGAAAGACCAAAGAAAAGUAAAGAAAUGUUAUCUCCAGUUAAAACUGCUAGAGCCGCAAAGGUGGAGACCGGAAGUUUGGAUAAGCGGAAAGACUUAAAACGAAAGUUUUCUAAAGGUGUUACAAUAUUGAUAAGCGAUGACAGUGAUGCUUUGAGUACAGGAAAUGCUGAUUCAAGUUCUGAAGAAGAAAGUCAUCUUAAACAGAUUUGGGAUGAGUAUGAUCCAGAACCCGACUUUGAAUUGGUUGAAGAGUCACCAGUAAAAAGCCAAACGCAAACUAUAACUGAGGUCCAGAGGAAGAAAACUUAUGCAGCAGUUGCAGCAGCGACAGCAUCUGAGGAGAAGCCUUCCAUGGUAGAUACGUUGGGGUUUGGGAAAAAGCAGCGUGUGGCGCAUACAGCUAAUCAUGUAAGUAGCAGGGCUUCUGUUAUGGUGAACAGUAAUGCAAUUUUGCUUAAUUGACCUUGAUCAUUAGACGUUUCUGGGAAACUGCCCACCUACCCCUCCCCUAAGCCAACAUUAACACUUACAGUCGAACGUGUAUUAAGCGGCACUGUAUUGAGCGGUCACCCUCUAUAAAGCGGUCAGUUUUCAAAGUCCCGAAAAUUACUUCCCUUGAAGUACUGUAAUUUCGACGUCUAUUAAGCGCUCGCGGUCACCAUUUGCGAAGUCCCAACGGGACUUUUUCUAUUGUCUUGACUGUAUUAAACGGUCAGACGUUGUCAAUAAGGCCAUUUCCGAGUUCUCCCGGGCCUCUGUUUCAAAACGAGGGUAGGUGUUCAGCCUUUUAUAUGGAAAUCAUUUUUCAUUUUUAUGCAAAUAAAACUUAUUUUUCACAAGAAAGGUUGUGCACCUAGCCUCGUUUUUAAAGUAAGGGUUUUUGGAACUCAGAAGUGGCGUAUUACUUGUUCAUACAGUUUCAAAUACUGUAACCGACGAGGUACAACAAUUGAUUCCCUUGUUUAUUUUCGCAAAUCACUAAAACGCCGGAAAUGAAUGUUUCUAUUUGAAGUCAAACGUCUGAUCUGAUCAGCACUGGAGAUCGAAUUCUUUGAACUGUAUUUCUUGCAACCUGUAUUAGGCGGUCACUCUGUAUUAAGCGGUCACUUAGCCUUUCCCCGAGGGUAACCGCUUAAUACUGGUUCGACUGUACUUGUCACGUAGGGCAAAAUGUUGGCUUAGGGGAGGGGUAGGUGAGCAGAUUCCCGGAAACGUUAAAUGAUCCAUUGACCUUGUAGGUCUGUCUAUAGAGAGGUUAAGCAUCAAGUUUAUGGCAAACGGCAAACGCGAAUUUGUAACACGUGACUAAGUUUCCCCUUUACUUAUCGUUUACUGUUCAUUAUUUCUACAUAUAAAUUAAUAGCUUCACGCAUUUUUUUAAGAAUUGUUUUGAGCUGUUUUUACCUGCUCAUUUUCUAUUUUGAGAAAUUCUCAACUUGAAUCUGACGUUUGCCGUUUACCGUAUACGUGUAGCUUAAACUCCCCUCUAAGAGCCCAGGGCCGGGGUCGGAGAUUUCUCCCAAAGAACCCUACUAAGANCUCGUUUUUAAAGUAAGGGUUUUUGGAACUCAGAAGUGGCGUAUUACUUGUUCAUACAGUUUCAAAUACUGUAACCGACGAGGUACAACAAUUGAUUCCCUUGUUUAUUUUCGCAAAUCACUAAAACGCCGGAAAUGAAUGUUUCUAUUUGAAGUCAAACGUCUGAUCUGAUCAGCACUGGAGAUCGAAUUCUUUGAACUGUAUUUCUUGCAACCUGUAUUAGGCGGUCACUCUGUAUUAAGCGGUCACUUAGCCUUUCCCCGAGGGUAACCGCUUAAUACUGGUUCGACUGUACUUGUCACGUAGGGCAAAAUGUUGGCUUAGGGGAGGGGUAGGUGAGCAGAUUCCCGGAAACGUUAAAUGAUCUAUUGACCUUGUAGGUCUGUCUAUAGAGAGGUUAAGCAUCAAGUUUAUGGCAAACGGCAAACGCGAAUUUGUAACACGUGACUAAGUUUCCCCUUUACUUAUCGUUUACUGUUCAUUAUUUCUACAUAUAAAUUAAUAGCUUCACGCAUUUUUUUAAGAAUUGUUUUGAGCUGUUUUUACCUGCUCAUUUUCUAUUUUGAGAAAUUCUCAACUUGAAUCUGACGUUUGCCGUUUACCGUAUACGUGUAGCUUAAACUCCCCUCUAAGAGCCCAGGGCCGGGGUCGGAGAUUUCUCCCAAAGAACCCUACUAAGAACAAGACCCCUGGCCACCCUCACAGGAAAUCAAAAGGAAAAUGGAACCAGUAUAACUCUCUAGAUGUUCAAUUCCCCAACUGCAGACUUAAAGUAAUGGGGCUCUAGCUGCUGAUCACUGUGUUAGUGGGCGAGAGUUGAUAGCGAUUCGCGUCGUUGGAUCUUAACCCUUUAAACCCUAAGAUCAAAAUUAAAAUUCUCCUUUAUCGCCCCUAUUCAUUUACUACAGAAGUAGUGGGGAGAAGUUGAUAAAAUACCAAACAAACACAUCUUGUGUAAUCACGUCCUUAAUUCUCAUGACGACUCUGUUUUACAAAGCAUUGCUAUUACAAGGAGAAAUUUGAUGCUGAUCACUCUUAGGGUUUAAAGGGUUAAAGUCCCUAAUAUCUUGGUUGUUGAGGUAAGGGGAAAACUAGAUGUAUGAUCUUUCAGGGCCAGGGUGAGAACUGAACAGUACCGCAAAUGAUCCCCAAAACGGACCGCAAGUGAUCCUCGACCUAAAAUGAUCGCGGUACUGUACAGAACCCACAACGAACCUGGACAGGUUUGUUACAAAGAACUGUAAGCGCUUAGUGUAUGAUAUUAGGAAACUUAAGCAACAACGACGUCGAGGUCAACGAGAACGGCAAAAAGGCAAUUGGUUUAGAUUGGCUAAACAACAACUUUGCACGUGCAUCACGCUUUUUUGUACAUUUCUUUACCGUCAGUGCACGACUAUGACGUGAAACUGUCUAAUUUCACGUUUUUCGGUAGUCUCAGGUUACACAGCCGUUUUUAGUGUCGUCACGCAACGCUCCUUGGGAGGAGCGUUGCGUGACGACACUAAACACGGCUGUGUAGCAGACUAGUUUUUUGGAGGACGUGAACACAGUGAGCACAAGACAACGACUUUCUAUUUCUUUUCUUGAAUUUUGAUGCAGUCUUUUAGAAUUCAACUCCAGAAAAUAUUGCCAACAUUUGACGAAUUGAAUGAGAUGGAAUAAGCGCGAUAGAGUUUGAAGCAGCGCGACUUCACUUAUUAAGCCCUGACGUUUUCGUAGCCGUCGCCGUCGUUGUUGCUUAAAGGGGCUGUGUCACGGCAGUCCGGUUUAUUUUGUUUAAUUUUGCCAAUUACUCGCCCUCAAUUGCUAUGGAACUUACAAAGAAAUUACAUGUAAAUCAGAAAAUCGGAGACUCAAGACAAACAAAUAUGUCUCCUGAGCUUUUUUUUUUUUUUUUUUUGAGGUUGCAUACAACAGAGAUACACUUUGAAAAACUGUUAGGCUGAACAGUUUUCAAAAACCCUCAUUUCAAUCCGUUUCAAUCUUCUUCAGUUUUGCCCAUCCGUGGCAUCUGUUGUAUCUGUUGUGUUAUUUUAACCUUCCUUUUAUGUUUUAAGCGGUUAUUUUUACGUUUCUCUUAAUUUAACGGGCAUUUUGUAAUUACCUAAUCAGGCUGAAUUUCGUGACUCAGCUCCUUUAAACUCCUCAUUGUUCAUCACAGCAGUAACCGGUCAUUUCGCCCCAGUUACUUAGUCCCCUAUUUUCGAGUCAUUUAGCGCGCUUCAAAUAUAAUAUUCCUCGUUCUAGAAAAGGAGGCUAAGUAAUAUGCAAUAUGUGUAAAAAUCAAUCAUUCUAUGAUUAUCAUGCUAAGAACAGAGGUGAGGCAAUCAUUUAAAAGAACUAAACCUUAAAAUUUUGACGCACGUUUCUCUAUACAUUGUUAUGUUAGGUUUCACCUUAAUUAAUUUUGUUGAAUUUUUGCCCUGCAGUUACCAAGGAGAUUGUCAUCUAAUGCUAAUCCAAUCCGAAGGUACCCCAAGACAAUAUCAGCAAUGCAGAAGAAAGAUCAGCCGGCAAGUUCUUCUUCAACGAGCGUGGUGAGUGCUCGCACAAAACUUAGUGUGUUUUUAGGUAACAGUUAAGGGAUAGAGAGGCUCUGUGUUGUACUCUCAGUUGUAGUCAGAAAUUGAGCUAUUUCGUCUUCGGAUAGCCGUGAAAGGUAUUGUUUUAGUUCUCUUAUGCCCAUGAAGCCUCGUUUCCACGCAAAUAUACCAUCGAUCGACCUCGUUUUCAAGCAAAUAUGACAUCGACUCCAUGAUGUAUUGCUUGCAUCCAAAUAUGGUAAGCGCUGGUCGGUUGUGAAGAAUUAUUAGAAGUUUAAAAUACUUUGAAUGAACAGUAAACUGCAUUCUACAACCUUUUCAAAAUGAAUGCCACUUUUUUCCCUGCAUUGUCAUUUAACAGUGGUAUUUGUUUUAGGGAUCAGCAGCAGAAGCCUCAGUCAACACCGUUAGCUUCAAGCCUGCAAAGAAACGUGUUGCACAUGUGUCAAAGAACACCACCCCAGCUGGAUCUUUGCCGAGACCUAGAAUUCCCAUAGAAUAUGGUGCUAAGGUACCUCAAAACAAAAGACAGAGGUAUCUUGACAGGAUUGUUGAUGAGUGUCUAAGAAUCUAUCCCACCGAAAAAGAAGCAUUUGAAAAGGUAACUUUGCUUUGAUGGUAGUUGCAGGCGACAAAAGGAGCCCGCAAUCCUAAUCUCCAAGUUGUUAUUACGCAUGCGUCGCAUGUAUGUAGCCAGCAUUCGUUUGGAUGAGCGCACUUUCAUUACGCGCGUUUGGACCUUCUAUCACUCAUAAUCUGAUCACGCGUGUUUUUGGUAGUGAAAGGGUUUCAAAAGACGGUCGAAGUGAGAGACCGUAAAACGUCAAUUCCAUUUAUUUACUAUUUGGUAACUUGCUUUCCAGGCUGUGGAAGAGGAGCAAGCCUUGUACGAACGGAGCACCAGGCGGCAGGUUUACUUGAAUCUCUGUGUGAAUGCAAUAAAGAAACUUCGAGAGAUGAAGCCACAGGAGCUGCCAGUCACCUCACCUGUCGAAACCGAGACUAUUGCGCGAGUAGCUGUCACCAAGACUCUGCCAUCAGGAGCAGUAGUGAUCAGCACAAAGAGUCCAGCAAAACAAGAUCAGCCGGUUACCACAGCGUCAAACGAUCUAACAGGUGUCAGCUUUGACUUUACUUAUUUAUUUGCUUGCUUUUUAAGAGUGAUUUUCUUGUUUAUUUAUAGAAUGAUGAUGUGAACUGCUCCCAAUGUAUGGGUCUUCAUAGCUCAGUUGGUUGGAGCACUGCAUCGCUAACGCAGAGGCCAUGGGUUUGAAUCCCGUUGAAGUUCCGAAAUCUUUUCCGGAUUAAUUUGCAAUUACCACUGCGACAUCAUAUCUUCAUUUACAUUUGUUUACUUUUUCUAUGGGUGUCUGUCAGUUGUAGUAAUUGGUAGAAAUGCGCUUUGCUAAAGAAGUUGUCCUCAUAGCUUUGUUUACUGUUGGUUUUCCUCAACACACAUUCCCCUGGUUGUACCAGGGCUCAUGAAUCAUGACCCCAGGUCAAAAUCGGUGACAUGUACUUAAGUUAUAUUACUUUUUAUGCCCUUUUUAGUGUAUUUGUUUAGUGAAUUUUAGUGUAUUCUUUCAUUCAACCACUGAAAUCAAAGAACCCUUGAUUCAAGAGCCCGCGUAGCACUUGGAAUAAAAAAGGCUUUUAUAAGGGUAACACAAAUUAUUAUGAUAUUAAAACCAGUAGUUUGGAUUGUGGGCAAGAAGGAGGUUAAGAAUUUUACCUGGCCGGAGGCAAACCAUUUAGCUAUUUACGAGCGCGAUAUUGUAUUGUAUUGUAUUGUAAGCUGCACUCAGGACUAUCAAGAAGAACUCCAGGUAGCGUUAUUCGCGUUAUUAUUAUUAUUAUUAUGUUUAGGGAGGGGAUUGAAGUCGGGGCAUGCGGAUUUCAAUUCCAACACUCUAACCAAUCGGCCACGUUGCCUCCGUAUGAGGCAACACGUCACUUCAAGCAAAGUUUUUUUUUUUUUUUUUUGAAACGACGUUUUUAUGGACGUGGCCGUUGUCGGAUCGUAAGAUCCCGUUUUACGUUUACGUUCAACCUUUCAUAUUACCUUCACGGAUUUAAUUUUCGCACGUAAUUUUACUUGCGUGCGCAUGUAAACAUUUUAGUCAUUAGUUUAGACGGUUCAGCUAUCAAACAGGUAGAAUUAGCCAGAUUCUUAGGAGUUCAUAUAGACGGAAAUGUUAACUGGAAAAGUCAAAUAAGUCAUGUUUGCAGCAAAAUUGCUCAAAUUCCGGUAUACUUUGUCGCGUUGCUAUGCAAGGUCCGUGCUACGCAUUGAUCUAUCGAUAUAAGUUAUGGAAUCAUUGCAUGGGGAAACACAAACACGACAAGACUAGAACCAAUAAGAAGGCUUCAAAAGAAAAUUAUAAGGAUCAUCUCUUCUUCAAAAUUUAAAUAACACACUGGUCCUAUAUAUAGAUUAAGCCAGAGCUAAAAGCGAAGCUCUCGUUACUGUAUUUAAAAUUUACUCACGCAAAAAAUAGUCGUGUAAAUAUGCUAGUCAAAACGGCGACGGCAUUGAGAACGGCUAAAAAACAACAACAACGACGACGACGAUAGGUCUAAUUAGCAAAAAAUCAGUAUUGCAGGUGCAGCGUACUUUUUUUUGGACUUUUCUUUGCCGUUGUUGUUGCACGACCACAGUGUGAAACUUUCUAGGUACAUGUUUCACGAAGGAAAUGUCGUAUGUUCUGACCAAAAAAUUGGCUGCUUGGCUUCCUUUUCGCUUUCUUUUUCAAUGCCGCGCAUGUUCAGUUUACUGGCCACUAACAUUUCUCAUUUUCUCACCACCGCUAUAAAAUUUUUAUGUUUUGUUUCUAACGAAAUUUGUCUUCUUUGUUUGUUUGUUUUUAUCUCUCGCUCUAGCUCUUUCUCUGUUAUCCGCGUGAGCCUGGUCGAAAAUGAGACUGGCGCGGCUUUGUUUUGUUUUUUUUUUGUAUUUUUUUUCCGUCUAAAAGUCCGUAACAUGGACGUCUAUCAUCAAGAAACAGUACACCGUCAGGUUGCACGCAGGUUCGACUCAUAUUAAAAAGUCAUUUCACAGUGGUUAUACUGUGGUGCGGACGGAGCGCUUACGGUCACGUCACUACCAAAAUUUAGGGUCUAUCCUCCCGAAGGGGAUUGCUGAGAGGUGCUGCCCAGGUAUAAUUAUUCUAUGAUUCAGUCUGUGAAAGGGCAAAUAAAUAACUGCCAAAAUGACGAUGACAGUGUUUUAGUUAGUGUCAUUUGAGUUUCGAUGAUUUUUGUUUUGAGUUUGAAAUCUACAAGAGCUCAGCGGAGUGACUUUCAGUAUUUCAAGGAGAUCUGAAUUUUUCAUGAGUCAUGACCAUUGCAUUUCACUGCAUUUGGGUAAAGCGGUCUUCCUGCAAAAAAUAUGUAGCCAAUCCAUUUUUAAUAGGGAUUUCCUAGACUUGCCCAGAAGUGGAGCUCAAACUUUUUCUCGAGCGCAUAGCGUAAGCUAGAAAUUUUUUAUGUUUUCGGUGGAAAAGCGAGCGGGAAAGCGGGGAAAGCUGACGGACCUACUUACCGGAACCGGAAACGAGAAGCGAAUGUCUUUGGAGAAAUCAGAGAAUCUCUCUCCAGUCCUCCUCCCGCUUCGGAAUCCCAAGAUGGCGGCUCAACCUGUUUCGAGAGUUCUGUUUCGCACUUCUUCGAAAAAUGUCUUCUUCUGCAAGCAACUGGCAUUGUGGCAUUCAAAAUUGUUUUAACAUACUUUUCAUGAAAUAUUGAAGUUAAGCAGAGUAAUUGAGAAUACACUACAAUGCCUCUACGGCCUCUGGCUGCCUUAGAAGAACUUUCACUUUGUGUUGAUCUCAAGGACCAAGCUCUAGACGAGUGCGGCUAUUUCUUCAGCAGCCAUGCCUUUAUGGAUGAUUGAUUUUGACGCGGUGUUUUACUGCUUCGUUUUAGCGGUUCUCUUCUUAUCUUUUGUGCUGUUUUCGCACGCUGUGUAUAAGUUUAAGGAAGAAAGAAAGAGUGUAUCAUCAAGCAAUAGAACACGUUUGAAAAUUACAGGUUUGAUACAUGGUUUGAUUUGCGCAGUUUUAUAAAUUGCUAUUUUUGGCGCGGCGAUGGGGAGUGUCCAACAAUGUGCAAGUCUUUACGAUCUUUGAUCACUACAUUGUACUAUAAACAUAUUUAAGUACCUGCCGUUGCUAGAUCUAGAAAGGCUGGAUAAGUGGCUAUCACUGCAGUCUAUCAUACCACAGGUUACCCAGGUUCUGUAGGAACCUGUAAAGCCUGGUUUUCACUGGCACAAAAGCAUAAGCAUAGGGGCAUAAACAAGAUAGCGGAAGAAGCAUCAUUCUUCGUUCAUUCUUCUUGUGCUUAUAAGCAUAAGCACAAGAAGAAUGAACAUGUCCGUUUUUCUUGUGCUUAUGCUUACUGUGUGUUUCCGGUAUUUUCACUUGCUUACACAAGUGCUUGUGCUUGUGCUUACGCUUGUGCAGUAGUGAAAACCAGGCUUAAAAGUGCAGUGUUUGCAUGGGGUAAAUUUACAAUCCCAAAAUUUUUAGGAAACACCAAAUAAAAGCAGGAAAUAUCAAAUCAAAGUUAACAAGACUUGUCAUUACUGUAGUCUGAGUUGUUUGCAACUUUCAUUAACCAUUCAACAGUUCAACAGUAAUUCAAUUCCCAUUGUAUGAACAUCCUCAGGACCAUAGUAGAAGAAGGUCAUUUCUGUCCAAUGCCUAUAUCAUUAUUUGUUUAUUGUAUUCUUCGCUGGGGAUUUAGAAGCCUAGACAAAAGGUGUCCACAAAGUGAGAGUCAACUCUAGGAGGGGUGGGGGGGGGGGGGGGUUGGUUAAAAGAAUUUUUGGGGGGGGGGUUACCCCCAAACCAGGGAACUUGGGAACCUUUAAACAGGUGUAAAAUGUAGUCAGGCGAAUUUUUCUACCCCUUGUCAAAAGAAAACCCCCAAAACCCCCCCCUUCCCAGCGCCACUUUUUUUUUGAAAACACCUCUCGUNGUGAGUGAUAGUCCCCGGGUUUCCUAGUCUAGACUAAAAUCUUGAGCCACUUGAUCAGUUUCUUUAACAUAUAAUUAUUUAUAGACCCAAACUCUAUAAUUGUUAUACCCUAUUCCAGACUAAACUGCUUUAUUUCAUAUCAUAUAUACAUGUUCCUAUGUAGCCCAUAUGUGGUAGUAUCCCUCCCCCUUCCAGGUGUCAACUGUACCCAUGAGGAGGAGGCACCGUGGCCAGGUGGUUAGAGCGCCGGACUGGCAACUUGGAGGCCCUGAAUUCAAAGUCCCGCUCUUACCGUUAGCUGGGUUUGUUCAUGGUAGUCCUAAGUUCAAAUCCUUGGCCAUGCUUGUAAGUAGCCAGCUAGUUUGCCUCUGGCCAGUUUGGAUUCUUAACCCUGUUAAGUUCAAUUGAAUUCUUUGUUUCAGGCAUUUGCUCUGGCCCACUAGUGUUAGUGCUAUAAAUACUGCCGAGGGUAAAUGACAGGAUUAUUAUAUUAUUACUCAUGCAAGGGACUGAAGCUGAAGCAUUGUGUUAUUAUUAAAUGUUUUGGUUUAUUUUACAUUUACAGAAGAGUUGAUGUAUGACUUUCUAUCCAAGUACCUGAUGAGCGAGGAAGAUUUAGUUGAAAAUGGCUAUCCUCGGCCUUGCCAGUCAACCCCAGGAAAAGCAGUUUUCAAAGCUAAUAAGGAGUCACCUUCUAAAGACUGUAAGACAUAGAGUUUUUAUGCUCUGAACGGUCAACAUGGUUAAGGAUGCUUUAAUUUGACCAUGUGAAAAAGUUAAAGCAUAUUUGACAAUAUUAGUGUCUAGUGGACAAGUGCUGACUGUUGUUCUGACAUCUCUAAUAACUUUGAUUCUUUAGCAUCAAGGAGGAUAUGUUGUCGCUGUGGUAAGCCCUAUGUUGUCCUUGAAGAUGGAGAGUAUUUAAGAAAAGAAGACUGUAUUUAUCAUGGUGGAAAACUAUAUCGGAGAAGAGGUAACUAACGGCCACUCAAAUUGCUUUUUGGAUAAAACCUAUUAGAUUAGCCUUGUAUGAUAUAAAAUGAAAAAGGAAUCUUGGGCUGUACACCACUAUUAGAUUAUGUACCAGUAGAGUUGGAUUAAUGAGUGAAGGGGACGUUUAUACUCAAGAUUAGAAAGAAGUGUUUCCGGUGCCAAGCAUUAACUAGAAUUGCUUGUAAUAAAAUACACUUACCAUACUUACAGUGUGUUUUAAUAAAACAAUGUAACUGAAAGGUUCCCAGCAACUUGAAGAUAUUGAACCAGUAUGAUUCUGUUAUUUUACUCAGGGGAACAGAGUUAUUCAUGCUGUCAGGGAGAUGCAGGCAGUCCUGGCUGCUGUGUUGGAAAGGUAAGACUUGACGUUGUUUUCCUGAUAUUUCUCAAAGAAGAGCUAUAAAGGCGGGCAUAAAUAGUGCUAUGCUCACAUUGAUAAUAGAACAUCCUCACGUGUUUGGCCUGCAUCUAUGCAAGUAUAAAUAGUGCCAUACUCACAUUGAUAAUAGAACAUUUUCACUUGCGUGGUCUGCAUGUAUGGAAGUUUAUUCUAACAAGAGAAAGCAUUCAUGUAAGAAACAAGUCCAACUUCCACAGGAUUGGUUUUGAACACCAACAUAACCACUAUCUUAUUGGUUUUGAAUGCCAAUAUGACUGUGCCAUUGCUCUAUUGUAGUGAAACACUUGUGAAGGCAAAACCACAACGACAAUCUAGAGAGGGUCAGCCGGAUCUUUAGUAGACCUGGAUCAGAGAAAUCUUGAGUACCAAAUUUUAAAAUUAAAACAGUAAACUGAUCCUUAAGACAGGAGGAGUGAUGGAAAAAAUUAUAGAAGUAAAAGAGAAAUAAAGUAGUGAAUUACAUUUCCCUGAUAUUUCAGUUUGCAACACAAACCUUCAAUGGGGGCUAUAAAAGAAAAAAAAAUAAACUAGAUACAAGUUAGAUGAACAUUACAUAUGCUAGAUUUGAAUACAUAGCACACAUGCACAGGGAGCCAAAAAGUAAAUGUUAAUGGUAGACAGGGAGCCCAAAGAAGGACAUUUUUCAUAUAAGCGACAAACCAUCUCACUAAAAUAAAGGAUAACUUUUAAUUCAGUAUUUACUAUUUUGCAGUAGGUAUGCUCUUGUACAAACUGUAUGCUGCCAUUUGUUCACAGUACACUGUAUAAACAAAACACAAAACCGUCACUACAGGCUGUUUAAUCAACAAUAGUAGCUAUGUUGAGUUGUCCAGUGUGUAUUUUGCUGUUCUGCUACUGGUAACUCAGUUGUUUCUUGUUUAAACUUUUUAAGGUUCAUGUUAGUGAUGGUAAAGGAAACACUGAUGGCUUUAUGACAACAAUAAGAAGUCCCCUGUCUGAUCAUAGAAAGGUCUAUGCCAUGGAUUGUGAAAUGGUACAAGUAUUGUUCACUACUCUCUUGAGCUACCCUCAGUUUUUUUUAUUUUUAUGCAACUGUUUGAAAGUCAUUAGUCAUGAUUCACUCAGCCAUAAAAAGAUUAAAUAUAAUUUAUACUGAUCUACUUGGCUGAGCUGACUUUUUAUGGAUAGUGAACUGGAGAGGUAAUAAUUAUCACAGUCAAACCUGUAUUUAUAAGUGAACCUGUAUUAAUCAGUCACCCUCGUUUGAGCUAUCACUUACCAAAGUCUCGGAAAUCAUUUCACUUUUCAAUCAUUUUAAUUUUAAUUAUUAUGUGAUCAAUGGUAUAAUGAAGUGGUUACCUCCCUUAAGCAGUCAGGGUCACCUUUUCUAACAACAUUUACUUACUUUUUUAUUGUCUUUACCUCUGUUACAAGAUAAACAGUUGCUUUGACAAGAUAUACCCUGCUAGUGCAACAGAUACUUUGUACACUGUGUAUAGGCAUUCAGUGGUCCUUUACUUCCUUUCUUUUGAUCCAAGAAGAGGUAGAGACCCUCUGAGGUCAACUUGUCGUGUGAUCGAUUUUUUUUUCCUACACCAUCUUCAUUUUCUUGAAUAACUCGCAGGUUCAGGGGUCAAACCUGUAUGAAGUGGUCAAUAAACCAUUCGUCAAGUGUGAUGGCGUAAUAAAGGUUUGACUGUAUGCCCAAAAAUUCUUCUGCACUAAAAUUAACCCAACUCAAAGAAUCCCAUCGGCCAAAAAAUAGCUCAAACGUUAAUUAUAUGUACUUUACAUAGAUCUGUAAAGGCAACAUAUAUAAGUGGACAAGUAAAAUGUUUAGACUUAAUAAUUCUGUUGAAAGUCCUCCUUGGCUCUGGGUUUUAGUGGGGAAUAUAACAAAAGAAACUAAUUUUGUCGACUUUGAACCUCAAAUGAAUGUGAAUUCUUUUGUUUAAUUACACCCAGUAUUGGCAUUAAGAUUUUAUUUUUAGUCAGUAUACAGUCAAACCCAGUUAAGGUCCAUAGAACGUGUCUGUAUUAACACUGUUUCCAUUUUAAACGAAUCAUGUUUCUGACGUCAAAAAUACACAUCACCNUACCCUGCUAGUGCAACAGAUACUUUGUACACUGUGUAUAGGCAUUCAGUGGUCCUUUACUUCCUUUCUUUUGAUCCAAGAAGAGGUAGAGACCCUCUGAGGUCAACUUGUCGUGUGAUCGAUUUUUUUUUUCCUACACCAUCUUCAUUUUCUUGAAUAACUCGCAGGUUCAGGGGUCAAACCUGUAUGAAGUGGUCAAUAAACCAUUCGUCAAGGGUGAUGGCGUAAUGAAGGUUUGACUGUAUGCCCAAAAAUUCUUCUGCACUAAAAUUAACCCAACUCAAAGAAUCCCAUCGGCCAAAAAAUAGCUCAAACGUUAAUUAUAUGUACUUUACAUAGAUCUGUAAAGGCAACAUAUAUAAGUGGACAAGUAAAAUGUUUAGACUUAAUAAUUCUGUUGAAAGUCCUCCUUGGCUCUGGGUUUUAGUGGGGAAUAUAACAAAAGAAACUAAUUUUGUCGACUUUGAACCUCAAAUGAAUGUGAAUUCUUUUGUUUAAUUACACCCAGUAUUGGCAUUAAGAUUUUAUUUUUAGUCAGUAUACAGUCAAACCCAGUUAAGGUCCAUAGAACGUGUCUGUAUUAACACUGUUUCCAUUUUAAACGAAUCAUGUUUCUGACGUCAAAAAUACACAUCACCUAUUAUCUGAACAAAAUACUAAAGAAAUAAACCAGCACGUUGUAUCGUGAAAUUAAACACCUCUAACAUUCCCAAAGCCGAUUUGAUUUAAGAAUGAUAAUUCUAAUGCAUGUAAUUAUUUUCAACUCCCCGGUAAUGAGGUGUGUCCGUAUUAAGCAACCGUCCAUAAAGUAGAGUUCAACUUUUUAUUUAAAAUGGUCUUUUAUUUGAUUUAAGAAUAAAAAUUCUUAUAGAUGGCAUAAUUUUCAACUCCCUACCAAAGGCCCUACAGAAAUAUUUCACACAAUACUACAAACGUCUUGAAAUCACAAAUUUCCAGUCAAGCCAGGUCAAGCCUACAACCCAAAAUGCCAUCAAUGGAUUUAUUGUUCGAAAGUUGAUCCGUUCUAAAGUAGAUUUCACAUUCGUUCCUGCAUUCUUGCGUGAGUAAGGAGCGGGGAAUUCCACGCGACGUAGUUAUGGAAUUUCUACCGGUUCAGUAUUCUUGAAUUUGGUGCAAAGCCUUCAAAGCAGUAUUGUCCAUUCAAAGUUUUUUCUGUCUGACAGAAUACAGAGAAGUUAUUGUAAAAUACUCACUCCUCAUUACGCAUGCAGGAAUGCAGAUUUGAAUUUGAUACUGGUUGCGGCAACGACUAACGCCGGAUUCAUUUUUCAACUAAGUGAUUCAUUAAUGGAAUCUUGGGGGAUACGCUUGACCCCGCUUGACUGUAACUGGCCUUGCAACUUUCUUGUCACUUCUUGGCUACCUCCAAGGUCCCUAGAUUCCAGUUAUGGCGAUCAAAAUUCUAAGUCAUCUACUGUCCAUUGUUGAAAGUGCGUUGAAGCUUUACAACAACAAUUGUUCUAACAAACUGUUAAAUUAUUGUUGAUAGUGUUACACCACUGCUGGACUUGAGCUAACUCGGAUUACAGUGGUAAACUGGAAUUUAGAAGGAGUCUAUGAUACAUUUGUUAGGCCUGAAAGACCCAUUGUUGACUACAAUACAAGGUAGUUGAAUUAAUUAUUCCUUACGCUCAGCCUCUUCUUUUUACAUCGACAAUCAAUGGCUGAUCAUUUCCCUUAAAUUUUCACAGCAGUUCCUCUCUUUUGACGCUUGCAUUUGUCAGCUUUACAGUCUCAUGGCUGAAUAUAUGACAGAACGCCAUUACUGGUAGUUUGUCCAAUUGAAAUUUAAAUUCUGAGGAACUUCUGAGGAAUUGUAAAUAGUUUUCCAAAGUGUUGUUAAAUUGUCCAAAUACUGCCUAAGGUUGGCUUUGUUCUCCCCUACCCUUCACUCUGUCAACAAAAUUCGUGGCUGAAAUAUUGAUUUUCUGUAAAAUGCUCUUUGUUAGG